Messenger RNA from Mercenaria mercenaria, 591 nucleotides. RefSeq lists its product as uncharacterized. The record is from RefSeq and is a predicted model, not a curated record. The coding region runs from base 1 to 591 and encodes 196 amino acids. The transcript has a single exon. Lineage: Eukaryota; Metazoa; Mollusca; Bivalvia; Venerida; Veneridae.
AUGGGUUCUCAUAUUAACCUUUUUGCCGAUGAAACUAGUCUUCAGAUAAUUGUUGAUCAUCCGGUAUCUGCUGCAGGUAUUCUUCAGUCCGAUAUCAACAAAAUCUCAGAUUGGGCUGACAAAUGGCUAGUCUCAUUCAACCCUUCUAAAUCAGAAACAACAGUAAUUUCAAGAAAAACAUCAAAACCUUUCCAUCCACCUCUUCUUAUGUACAAUCAACCAAUAGCCUCUGUUACUUCCCAUAAACACCUUGGCGUUCACUUAUCUGAAGAUGGUUCUUGGCACACGCAUAUCACCUAUAUUACAGAAAAGGCAUGGAAACGCAUCCAUAUUAUGGGCAAAUUAAAAUUUCAACUUGAUAGGAAAUCUUUGGAAAUCAUAUAUCUUUCUUUUAUACGACAACUUCUUGAAUACGCUGAUGUUAUCUUUUCAAACUGCACUCAGUAUGAGAAACAAGAACUCGACAAAAUACAGAAUGAAGCAUCCCGAAUUGUAUCUGGAACUACUCAGCUAGUAUCUUUUCGUGAACUUCAUAAAGAAGUUCCUUGUGAAUCUCUUGAAACCUGGAGACGAAACCAUUGUACAAAAUGA